AUGCCUGUAUGCUUCAGACCGGCGACAUGCCUCUAUCCUCUCGGCAGUCAUGUUGACGCUUCCAGGAACAAAUAUAGAGGCGAAACCCCCUUCUUCAUCGACGGCGCACGAAACAAGAUCCUCAUCCUGCUCCAUCCAAAGCAUGUCAAGCACAUGCUGCGUUCCGCAACUGAAUGCGAUCCCAACCCGUAUGUCCACGAGGAGAUGAUGCACCAGUUGAUGAGCAGCCCGCACGCCGCCGUCAACUACUACAAGUGUCUAGAGAGUACCGUGGACUAUGACCAGAUGGUCUAA
Messenger RNA from Ascochyta rabiei, 294 nucleotides. RefSeq lists its product as uncharacterized. The transcript has a single exon. The coding region runs from base 1 to 294 and encodes 97 amino acids. The record is from RefSeq and is a predicted model, not a curated record. NCBI's taxonomy places the organism in Eukaryota, Fungi, Ascomycota, Dothideomycetes, Pleosporales, Didymellaceae.